Molecule: messenger RNA, 388 nt
Organism: Staurois parvus
Lineage: Eukaryota; Metazoa; Chordata; Amphibia; Anura; Ranidae
Source: the annotation of a GenBank genome assembly
CUUUUCACAGCCUUCCAUUCUCACUGCGCAUGCGCGACUCAGGGAGCACGCAGCACAGCGAUCGGCGAAGCUCUGUGUCUCUCGGACACAGCAGAGGGGACAUGUACACUGAUCAUCAGGGCACUGAUGAUCCGUGUGCCCUGAUGAUCAGUGUGGCCCCAGAAGUACCACCUGUCAGUGUCCAUCAGUGCCAGCUGUCAGUGCUGAACAGUGCCACGUGCCAGUGCCCAUCAUUGCCACAUCAAUGCCACAUAUCAGUGCCUACCAGUGCACAUCAAUGCCACAUAUCAGUGCCCAUCUGAGUUGCCCUCCAGUGUCACCCAUCAGUGCCAGUCAGUACCAUCUAUCAAUGCCAAUCAGUGCCACCUAUCAGUGCUGCCAAUCAGUG